UGUCCACCACUUAAUUGUACCAACCCUGUCAACCUACCGGGCCAGUGCUGUGGAAUUUGCCCACAUGAAGGCGGCACAGCACUUCCGUGUGGGAACGCGUUGUACGAUCCAUCCAUGCAGCUUUGUUGCGAAAAUAUUGUACAGCCAAAGGCAGGUCUGAUGAGUCGCUGCUGCGGAAAACUGAGCUACGAUGCGACCAAAGACAUGUGCUGCAAGCACAAGGUCCAUCUCCGGAACGGUACAUUACCCCAAUGCUGUGGCUCUGAAGGCUACGACGCCGCUUAUGCUAUGUGCUGCAAGAAUGUCAUCAGGCCAAAGGUCGGCCAGCUGCCGCACUGUUGCGGGAAAGCGGCAAUUGAUAGAGCAGACGAGCUUUGUUGCAAGGGAGUUCCACAGAAAAAAGUCGGAAAGCUAUCGCGAUGUUGUGGCAACCAAACUUAUGACGCCACAAGUCAACUUUGCUGUCAAAAUAGUUUGCAAGGACGACUUGAUCCACACGUCAAGUGUUGUGGGAACGCUAGCUUCUACCCAUCCAAAGAGCUAUGCUGUAAGGGACAGGUGUUUAAAAAGAAAGGAAGUAAACCAAUGUGUUGCAAAGAUAAACCUUACGACGCUGUAAAACAAAUCUGCUGCAAUGGUGUGCUAGACACGAGAAUUGACUGGGACACAAAGUGUUGCGGAAAUAAAUCAUACAUACAGUGCAAGUUUAUGUGUUGUAAAGGCGUCAUAUCCAAGAAGACUGGGCUAUUACCGAAAUGUUGUGGACAUGAGUCAUACGAUGCGGUAACGUCGUUGUGUUGUAAAGGAAAGCUUUUUAAACGAAAGGGUGCAAAACCAAAAUGCUGCAACAACACGAUGAUAGAUGUGUCCAAAACGCUCUGCUGCAAAGGCAGGUCAUUGAAAAUGCUCGGAACAAAUAGCAAGUGUUGCGGCAGUAAUCGAUACGACUCUGUUAAACAACUAUGUUGUAAUGGGACCAUGCAUAAUAAAAAGGGCGAAAAUCCAAAAUGUUGCGGAAAGAAAAUGUAUGAUGCAACGGAACAGGUAUGCUGCGGCGGAAAGCUUUCAAAACUUUACGGAGCGAAGCCGACGUGCUGUGGUAAAGAUUCAUAUGACAAGGCCUUUCAACUCUGUUGCGAUGGAAAAGUCAGAAACAUGAAGGGGGCGGUGUCUAAGUGUUGUGGUAAGGAGGCGUACGACAUGGCUCACUUCCAGUGCUGUGGGGGGACGAUUCAGAAGCGCGAAGGUGCCAAGGCAAAAUGUUGUGGAAGGUAUGCUUACGACGAGGCCAACUUCAUGUGCUGUGGAGACAAGUUGAAAAGCGUCACUAAUAUCCUGGUGCCCUGUUGCUGUGACAGUGUCUUAAUAGACGCCACUGAAUCUCUAUGUUGUGAGAAUAUUACGUUGGCUAGGAGAGGUAACUCAUCGGCAUGUUGCGGAGCGGAGCAGUAUGACAUGAUCACAGAGAUCUGCUGUGAGGGCGUCAUCAGCAAACAGGUUGGGUCAAGGCCAAUGUGUUGCGGAACCAAGUCGUACGAUGCAGCGUCCGAAAUAUGCUGCCUCGAAAAUGUACAACCGAGAAAAGGAAAACAGCCAGAAUGCUGCGGAACGGUUUCUUAUGACGCUGUAGCUAGCAUGUGCUGCAAUGGCGUGGUGCAGAAAAGGUUUGGACUGGAACCGAAAUGUUGUGGCUUUCAAAGUUACGAUGCUGUGACCGACAGUUGUUGCGUUGAUACCGUUGUUCCGAAGGAAGGUCACACAAACCCAAAUUGUUGUCGAAAGAAAAUAUAUGACGAGCUUACCUCAAUCUGUUGUAAAGGUUCUCUUUAUCAACGGGACGGCCUUGAUACCAAGUGCUGUGCGGACAAGGCCUAUGACAUGGGUACCCAAAUAUGCUGCGCAGGGUACCGACAUAACCGUACUGGUAAGAAUCCCGCUUGUUGCGACGGCGAAGCCUACGACAAAACCUCCCAAAUUUGCUGCAACGGGAACAUAAGAGUCAGUUUUGGCACCAACAACACAAAAUGUUGCGGGUCCCAUCCGUACCGCAUGGACAAGCAGCUGUGUUGCGACGGCAAAGUGCAGUCUCUGGUAGGCACAAACACGGCAUGCUGCGGCUGCACGUCAUAUGACGCGGACAAGUUUUUAUGUUGCAGCGGAGUUGUCAAGAAAAUGGUCGGGGAGCUUCCAAGGUGUUGCUCUACAAAAGCGUACGAUGCUAAAAAGUUUGAAUGCUGCAAAGGCAUACUAAAACCUCGACCAUGA
Dreissena polymorpha is the source of this 2265-nucleotide messenger RNA. RefSeq names its product keratin-associated protein 10-4-like. The record is from RefSeq and is a predicted model, not a curated record. Lineage: Eukaryota; Metazoa; Mollusca; Bivalvia; Myida; Dreissenidae. The coding region runs from base 115 to 2265 and encodes 716 amino acids. The transcript is spliced from 3 exons.